Molecule: messenger RNA, 907 nt
Organism: Musa acuminata AAA Group (dessert banana)
Lineage: Eukaryota; Viridiplantae; Streptophyta; Magnoliopsida; Zingiberales; Musaceae
Product: MYB-like transcription factor ODO1
Exons: 3
Coding region: 100-768 (222 amino acids)
Source: RefSeq, a predicted model, not a curated record
UAUAAGACCUUGUAGGGGAUUCAUGCAUGAACUUUGCACCCACAACUUCUACUUUGUUCCUCUCUCUCUCUCUCUCUCUCUCUCUCUCUCUCUCUGGAGAUGGGGAGGCAACCCUGCUGUGACAAGGCCGGAAUGAGAAGGGGGGCAUGGACAGCAGAGGAAGACCAGAAGCUCAUAAACUUCAUCAUCAACAAUGGCAUUCAUUGUUGGCGCCUCGUGCCCAAGCUUGCUGGUCUGAUGAGAUGCGGGAAGAGCUGCAGGCUAAGAUGGACUAACUACCUUCGUCCUGACCUCAAGCGAGAGGCCAUUUCCCCGGAAGAAGAGAGCCAAAUCAUCCAACUCCAUUCGCGUCUCGGGAACAGAUGGUCCAAGAUCGCAUCAUAUUUCCCUGGCCGAACCGAUAACGAGAUCAAGAACCACUGGAACACCCGAAUCAAGAAGAGACUCAACCUCCUCGGCCUGAAUCCUGUGACUCACGAGCUCAUCAAUCCGCCAAAUGCCAGUCCGGAGAUGAUGAUCGAUAUGAAACAGAAGGAAAUCGGAGUCAGCUCGGAAGACAAAUCUGGCUUCGAGCAUAGGAUUUGGAUGACAUUCCAGAGCAUGAAUGCAGAGGACAAUAGGCUGCAGGUCAACUCUUCAGGCAGCUGCAGCUCCUCCUUCUCAGUGCAAGACUCGCUCUGCCCUUCUUCUAGCAAGGAUAACUCUUUUCCUUCAUCGGAAGCAACCAUUUCUCUUGACGAUCUCUUCUUCUAUGGGAACUUGCUAUGAGCCAUCGCCUUAAGCAAAAGAAGCUCUUUUCUUGGAGAUAAUUCCAUAUUCUUUUCAUCAGAUUAGGAAUUCAGAUUUCAGAAUGUAGUUCAGCAUUAAUUCUUUGUAAUCUUAAUAUUCUUCAAACAAGAAUAAGCCU